UCUCGGCAGCUGUUCGGCUGUUCCUGUCCAACUGUCCAUCAUCACCGGCCGAGAAAACUAGACACCAUUCAACACUAUCAGGACGAAACGCGACGCAGCGGCCAUCGUAAAAAGAUCUUUGCUGAGAAGGGAAAAAAAAGUUGCAAAAGCGCAGUAGAUAUAGGAUGAACAAACAAGCAUCAGCGUUCGACUACUACCUACACUGCAUGAUGCAAGCCCCAGCUCGAUCUCCUUCGGUAGACUACGAUCGACAUGCUCCCGACGGCGCGGACGCACCACCACCCGGGCAGCAGCAAGGCGGCGGCGGAUGAUGGCGCGUUGGUGGGGGCCCUCACCCUCAAGAGAGGGGGCCGGCGGGAGGAAGCGGCCGUCGUCAUCGCCGAGGCCGCCGUGGACGUGUGCCUCGCGGCGGCGGCCGUGGCCGGCGCGGCGCUGCUGGCGUGGUGGGCCGUCGCGUUCCACCCCGCCUACGCCCACCUCUGGAUGGUGCCCGUCGGCCUCGUGCUCGCCUGCACCCCGCCCCUCGUCUGCCUCGCGCUCCGCUUCUCCGGCGGCAAAGGAGGCUCCGCGGGCGCGCCGCCGCCGUUGGCCGCCGUGGUCGUCCACAACUAGUGCGCGCGUGUCCUGUCGUGCGCCAUUGGAUCAAUUUCAUUUGGGGUUGGGAGUGUAUAUAUAAUUGCAUAACUUGAGAUUUCGGUCGGCUGGAGAUAUUAUGUACAGAGAUCAUAUAGAUAGAUGGAGAUCCUGAUGUGGUACUUUAUUUUGAAAAAAAAUCGGUUUUUAUGGGAUUUGUGCUU
Panicum virgatum (switchgrass) is the source of this 797-nucleotide messenger RNA. RefSeq lists its product as uncharacterized. The coding region runs from base 253 to 612 and encodes 119 amino acids. The record is from RefSeq and is a predicted model, not a curated record. The transcript is spliced from 2 exons. NCBI's taxonomy places the organism in Eukaryota, Viridiplantae, Streptophyta, Magnoliopsida, Poales, Poaceae.